Calliphora vicina (urban bluebottle blowfly) is the source of this 1548-nucleotide messenger RNA. RefSeq names its product sister chromatid cohesion protein DCC1. Gene Ontology annotation, biological process: mitotic sister chromatid cohesion; maintenance of mitotic sister chromatid cohesion. The transcript has 6 exons. The coding region runs from base 99 to 1376 and encodes 425 amino acids. The record is from RefSeq and is a predicted model, not a curated record. Lineage: Eukaryota; Metazoa; Arthropoda; Insecta; Diptera; Calliphoridae. Gene Ontology annotation, cellular component: chromosome, centromeric region; chromatin; Ctf18 RFC-like complex.
CAACUGUUUUCUUAGUUUUUUUUGUUGUUUUGGCGGGUUAUUUAGUGUAAAUUUAUUUUGUAGUGUUUUAUUUAAUUUGUGUAAAAAAUUGUUUAAAUAUGGAAGAUUCUUGCAUGGAAAUUGAUGAUCAGCCGUAUUUAUAUGUGCGCACUUUGGAUGAUGUUAAGGGCAUCAUCAAACAUGCCAAAUUGGAUGAACGAAAUCUUACUCAAGUCACACAGGCCUUAUACUUCCCUUCAUCCGAUAUUGUUAGUGAUAAUCUAAAGCUUUUGGAAUUGGAUGAUCAUAUGUUGGGCCAGAUACGCGAUGGCCAGGUGUUGCAUUUUAAAGGCGGUCAUAAUGAAAAGGUAGUUUUAUGUACUGAUGAAAAAACUUAUGAUGUCAAAUCAGCCGAAAUCUCCAAUAGCCUGUUAUUAGUGCCCAAUUUGAAAUUUGGUGCUGCCACUAGUACUUCCCCUUUAAAAAGUCCUCGCAAUGCCAACAAUACAUCACUGGAGAAAAGUUUAAAUGAUAGUACUGAUGAUGAUUUGGAGAUAGAGCGCAUUUUGGAACAAAGAAAAAUAUUGAAAAUAUUCCAUGAAUAUUUUGAAUGUCGUGAGAUUAAACCUAGAUUUCGUAAAAUGGGAGAUCUUUUGCAGUUGACUCGUUACUCGGGUCCCGAAAAUGAAGAAUGCAUCGAUCGUAAACUUUUAUUUUCGUUUGAACAAUUGCUGGAUACGGUGCAGUGCAGUCGCAAAGAAUUUAUCGAAGGCUUAAAAUUAUAUCGAGCCAUGGAAUAUGAGGGUUGGAUGCGUGUCUUGGAGUGUGAAUAUGAAUAUAGAAUUGUUAAUUUAAUGGUGGGCAUUAUUGUGGAGAAUUCCUGGCCUCUAGAUGAGGUGGAAAGAGAAGAAACCAUAAAUGCUUUAGAUGGCAUUGCACCUAAGCAAAUUGUGGAAGGUUUAUUUGAUUUGUAUACUACAACCACAGAGGGAAAAGAGAAUCGUUUUGCUUAUUCUGAGGAGCUGGUGGCACGUAUAGUGGCACAAAAUAUUCUACAGCCGGGAUUAAAGUUUCGAGUUGAUGAAUUUUUAAGUACAUGGCAAGAAGCUCUGCCCGAAGGCAUGAAAUGUGAGGAAAAAUACUUAAGAGGCUUGGGUAUAUUUGAUAAAGAAGGUGGCACACCCUGUAUAAGAUCAUUAUCAGAAGAUAAUUUACCUUUAAAUAUACAUGAUCGCAUGCGUUUAUUGUUUAAAAACAAAUCAAAAUGGACUUUAGAUGAAAUUGAGCCCUAUAUAGAAUGCUUUACUACUCCCUUGUUAUCGGUAUCAUCUUUAAUGGCCAAACAGGCCAGAUCUUUAAUGGAGAAUGGUGUGCGUUACUAUGUAGCUAAACAUUAAAGUUAUUUACAACAAUUAUACAUAAAACAAAAACUAUUCAACUUACUUGAAACUAAAGCCUCGGGGGAAUAUCGGACGUGACAAUAAGGUUUUUAAUUCAGAUCUAACACCGUCCAAUUGUACGCGAUUGCGACGUUUUUCUAUUAUAUAAGGAUCUUCGUCCUGAUCACUA